AUGGACUCAUUACGUACAUCACCAGUUUCGAUAAAGUUAAGUCCCUUUAUUGAUCGAUAUGUUCAAAAUGUAAACAAUGAAUCACCUAUUCCUAAUAAAAAAACAUUAUUACCAUUAUCUCCAUCGAAGAUGAAUUUAGCAUAUAGUCCACCAGUGACGCCAAUGAAGACAAAAUCAUCGAACUUUGCAUCUCCUUUACAAUUUAGUUCUUACGAUGAUAAGGAAAAUUCAAAAUCAUUGAGCAGAAGUCCAGUUUUAAAGAACCUGCAUGAAUCUGCUAUAAUCCAUUCUCCAGACCAAACAUCCAGAAAGACUAUUUCAACCCUAGAAGCAGUAGAUUUAACAGCCUAUUCUAGAACUGAAAUCAAGUAUUAUGAAUUUCUUUGUAGAGUAGCUGAAGAGAAAAGAUGGAUAGAAAAUUUAAUCGGUGAAACACUUCCAUCAGAGAUUGAACUUUGUUCUGGCGAUUCCUUAAGAAAUGGUGUUUAUUUGGCACAAGUAACACAGGUUAUAAAUCCCCAAUUAGCCCCAUCUAUUUUUCCAGCUGGUAUGAAACUACAAUUCAAACAUACACAAAAUAUUAAUACUUUUUUAUCGUUAGUCGAUCAUGUUGGCGUUCCAGACUCCUUCAGAUUUGAAUUGCAAGAUCUCUAUAAUAAAAAAGAUAUGCCACAAGUUAUUGAGACCAUACAUAUUUUGAUAACGAUGAUAAAUAGGAAGUGGCCCGGUAAGACAUCAGAUAUUGAAAAUUUAUCUGGUAAAAUACAUUUUUCAAAGGAAGAACUAAGAAAAUGUCAAAGAGAAUGGCCAAGAAUCAGGGACUUUAAAUCAUUGGCUUCGACCCAGAUUUCUCCGUCAAAAGACAAAUCAAAUAACUUGUCUAGUCCAGGUUUAAUACAAGACUUUUCAAAAUUUGAUCAUUUGCAAAACAAUAGCACUUUAUCUCCACCUGUUACACCUACGAAGAGUAGAAUAUCACCGCAAUUAAAAACACCAGUGGAUAGUACUAGAGAAGAUAUUAAAGAAGUAACUAAAAUACAGAAUUUACGACAACCAGAAAGUUCAAAAUUACCUAUGGCAGAGCAUAACUCAAAUAACAAAUAUCUUUCUCCAACAUUCAAAUCUACUGAUUUGAAUACACCUCGAUUGCAAUAUAGUCCCUUGAAAAACACAAGUCUUUCGUAUUAUUCUCCAACCAUUUCCAAUUAUUUGACAUAUGAUUCUGAUUUUUAUCUUAGGAGAAGUCAAAACAGGGCUACUGAGUUGCAGUAUUAUGACAAUUAUGGCUCCAACUAUCCACAAUACUCUCCAAAGAGAAAGCAAAAAAUGACAGAACAUGAAUUUUUAGACCAAGUUAUACAGAUUCAAAAUCACUGUAGAGCUGUGAAUAUGAGAUUUGAUUUGUUUAUGCAAGACAGAUUAUUGAAAUUGUUUGAAAGUAAUAUUUUGUCCUUCCAAGUUCAUGCAAAAGGUGCAAUUCUAAGGCGUGCAUUUAACAUUUCAUGUAGGAAAGACCUAAAACCAGAAGUUGAAGAUUGUAUUUUGACUCUACAAUCCAUUAUAAAAGGUAACAAGAUGAGGUAUACAUAUGACAAACUAAGGAUAAAAUGUAUGAGAAAUGAGUAUAUGAUCACAAAACUGCAAGUUAUGGUCAAAAGCUUCCAAAUCAGGAUUAAAACGAAAACGCAAUUGCAAGAUAUAUCCAUUAUAGGAAAUCAUCUGAUACUCUUUCAAUCUCAACUUCGGGGACUACAGGUAAGAAAUGAACUCUUUGGGUCAAAAUUUAACAAUUAUCACAGGCUCAAAAGUUUAGUUAAACUCCAAGCAUUCAUGAGAGGUAAAUCAACUAGGCGUAAUAUAAAGAUUACAAAAAAAAAAAUAGAUGUUUUAGAUGUGCAUAAACUGCAAAGUAUUUUAAAGGCCUCAACUAAACGUCAACAAUUAGGGAAAUUAAUCAAAACUCUAUUUUUAAAUGAGGGGAGUAUCAAUCAGCUUUCAGCUGUCAUGAUGGGAAACCAUGUCCGUAAAUCAUUGCAUUUAAUACAUUCUAAGGAGAUGAGUGAAGGUUCAGAAAUUUCUAAAAUUCAAGGUGUUGUCCGUGGUAUACUUGUCAGAUAUACAUUGGAUUUAGUCGAUAGCAUUAUUGAAGACAAUAAAAUUAAUGAAUUUCAGGCCUUUUGUAAAGGUGCACAAGUUCGUUCAAAGCAAAGUAAUAGGGAGACUAUCUUUAUUAAAAAUGAAAAGUCCAUCAUCAAAAUUCAAAGUUCUGUUAGAAAGCACUUACAGAGUAUGGCAUACCAAGAAUUAAUGGAUUCCCCUAACCCAUCAUUAUGGGCAGUUAAGAAAUUCACAUAUUUAUUAAAUGGUUGUGGUACUAUUGAAGGGGUCCAGAAUUCUCUGGAAACAUGUCAAGCAUCCCUAGACGCUGAAAAUCUGAGGAAACAUAAUACCCAAGGAUUGUUAAGGGAACAACUUGAGAUGUUCGAAAUUCUUGAAAGUUAUGGCUUGAAUGGAUCACUGCCCAAGACAGAUUUUCUAAGUGAUUUAAAUGUUGCCAGUUCCAAAUAUUCUAACUUUGAGGAUUUAUUAUAUCUGUUACAGGUGAAUCCAUCUUAUUGGAAAAUAAUGUAUAAGCAAAAUCCAGAAUUUGUUGAAAAUAAUGUUUACCUGACUUUCACUACACUUAAUAAGAAGAUGGGAGAUAGAGAAAAGACAUAUUAUAUUAGACUACUUUCUGAAGUUCUUCAAUUCUCCAUUUCAAACUAUAAAACUAUUUCUGAUUUCCUAAUUAGCUAUGAUCAGGGUUGGGAAAAGCAAUUGAGAUUAUUCCUACAAAGAGAAUAUAGUGAAACAGUAUCUCUAAUUAUGCCUUUGAUAGAAUUUGUCGAUAACCCUAGAACAGAUUUCGAAAGAAAUCCUUAUCAUCUUUAUGAGAAGUUGCAUCAUUGUCAAGUUCCAAAUGGUAUAUCCCCAAUAGAUGACCCUGGUGUGAAAAAUGCAUUUAUUAGCAAUCUAAAAAAUAUCUGGCACUCUGUUGAACUGGUUGCUGAUAUUUAUACUAGACAGUUUGAGAAUAUUCCUGUUGAAGUAAGGUUCCUAUGUACUAAAAUAUUUGGUUUCGCAGCUGAUAAAAAUGCGGAUGAGGUAGACUCUAUAAGAUCUGUAUCAAAGGUAUUGAUUGACUGUUUCAUUGGUGAAUACCUUGAAAAUUUGCAGCAUUAUGGUUUUACUCAUCACAGUGAAACACAAACAAAAGCAAAGGUUGAAACAGUUUUAGGUGCAGUUCGAACUGUUUUCGAAAUGAGAAAAUUUGAGGGGUAUCUUGAUCCACUGAAUCAAUAUGCAGAAGAAAUAAAACCACACAUUAAGAAUAUUAUGUACAAUGUAAUGCUUGAACCCGAAUAUGAACAACAAGGGGACAGAUUAAUCUAUAAAGACAUGGUUUCAAAACCUCCUCGUCUUGAAAUCCUGGCAGAAAAAGCAAAGGAAAUAUAUGAGAAAUUUAUUGAACAUAGCAACUCAUUUCCAGAUAAAGACAUAAUCCAGGAUAUUUUAAAAGUAGACUCAAAUUGGAAGUCCUUCCCUAAAUCUGGGCGUAUUUAUCUCCAAUUAAAUGCAUCGGUCUAUAGGUUCUUAGUUUCUGAUGACCAAAUGAGGAAAUUGUACGAUCAAGUGAAACGAGCAAUAAUUUAUAUGACACAAAUUGAAGAGGUGGAUACAAAUUUGUAUGAUCUUGUUGUUAGCAAUGUUCUUCCAAAAGAUGAGCCAUUGUUUAAGAAGUUUCUAGAUCAAAAUAGAAUUAUCCAAAGAGAUCCAUUAAUUAAAAAUUUGGAUCCAUGUACCUAUUUUAAGUUGAAAAAUUUUACGCUAAAGAAAAUCCAUGAUCUUGAAAGUGCAGCUGUAAUGAGUAGUACAGAUAACAAACUCCAGAAUUUGUUAAAUGAUAUUGCCAAUACUAUUAAAAAUCCAAACUACGCGAUUGAUUAUGUUACGCAAGAGUUAGGUACUACACGUAUUACAUUAAAGCAGCUCUCUCAAAUGAAUCAGGAUGAUAAUCAAAAACUAAACGGCUUAAAACAAGCAGUUCAAAAUGUUAUUCGAAGCUCUCAAAAAUCACACAAUUAUUUACCUGCCACUAAAGGAACUUUUGGAAAUUUGAAGAACGCUUACAAGAAUCUUCAACAUAAAAGUGGUACAGAAUUGAGCGGUUUGAAAUUUAAGUGGACAACGAGACAAUUGUAUGAGAGAGGUGUAGUCACAUCAAUUGACAGUGAAAAAUUAGGUGAACAAACAAUUAAGGUAUUUGGUUCAAGUGGUCCAAAAUUUCCUGAUAUUUUGUUUAAGAUGUCAACCUCAGACGGUGCCAGAUAUGGAAUUCAAAUGAUUGAUAAGAGAAAAUCAACAGAAAAUAAGCACAGUGAAGUCGUGGAUUCGUUUACAUUUGUUGCCUUAAUUAAGAGUCAAGCAGGUGAAAAGGUGAAGAACUGGAAUAUUUUGAAUUCCAAAGUAACUGUGGAUACUUCGAAACUAUUGAAAUUGGUAGUUGACACAUUCCUUUCUUAA
This is a messenger RNA of Maudiozyma barnettii, 4563 nucleotides long. RefSeq names its product Iqg1p (gene IQG1). Gene Ontology annotation, molecular function: GTPase activator activity; actin filament binding; calmodulin binding. Lineage: Eukaryota; Fungi; Ascomycota; Saccharomycetes; Saccharomycetales; Saccharomycetaceae. Gene Ontology annotation, cellular component: mitotic actomyosin contractile ring; cytoplasm. Gene Ontology annotation, biological process: mitotic actomyosin contractile ring assembly actin filament organization; regulation of actin cytoskeleton organization. The coding region runs from base 1 to 4563 and encodes 1520 amino acids. The record is from RefSeq and is a predicted model, not a curated record. The transcript has a single exon.